Bombus huntii is the source of this 5553-nucleotide messenger RNA. It is a transcript of the gene Kdm5, whose product is annotated as lysine-specific demethylase lid. The transcript is spliced from 18 exons. Gene Ontology annotation, cellular component: nucleus. Gene Ontology annotation, molecular function: DNA binding; histone demethylase activity. NCBI's taxonomy places the organism in Eukaryota, Metazoa, Arthropoda, Insecta, Hymenoptera, Apidae. The record is from RefSeq and is a predicted model, not a curated record. Gene Ontology annotation, biological process: chromatin remodeling. Bases 296 to 5230 code for a protein of 1644 amino acids.
GGUUUACGAAUCACGGAAUGGGGCUAUGGGACAGUUGCUCGUGUGCGAGGUUUCGUGUGAUAUCGUGGUUAGUGUUUACUGUUUGUGUUUUGUGCUUAUUGCAUACAUUGUCAACUGCUUCUCACGAGGUACACAAAUGCAGUUAAUAAAGAUGGUUUAUCGAAGCAGAUUUCUAAAUAAAUUGCUGCAACCGGUAACUGAGUAACGGUGCUAAACCUGACGCGAGGUCCUCACCCGCGUUAGGUGCCGUGUGGGCCACCUAUCCGCGUCCAAGCUGUGUCGAGGCAUUCAAGUCAUGGUAUCGAGGUUCGACACGAACUUCGGUUGUGAAGACUUUUUCGGGACUUAUCGUUGCAUCCAAGACAUGGCUUGUGAUCGUGGUGAUUCGGACUUCGAGUUCGUCAUACCUCCAGAGGCGCCGGUUUUCGAACCGAGUAUCGAAGAGUUUCACGACCCUCUUGGCUACAUUGCAAAAAUACGACCGAUCGCAGAGAAGUCUGGCAUUUGUAAGAUCAAACCGCCGCCUAAUUGGCAGCCACCAUUUGCUGUUGAUGUAGAUAAAUUCAAAUUUGUUCCGAGAAUACAAAGGCUAAACGAAUUGGAGGCAAAAACCAGGAUAAAACUUAAUUUCUUGGAUCAGAUUGCAAAAUUCUGGGAACUUCAAGGUUCAUCUUUAAAAAUCCCCCUUGUUGAACGCAAGGCUCUUGAUUUAUAUUCUUUACAUAAGAUAGUUACCGAUGAAGGAGGAAUUGACACAGUUACGAAGGAAAGGAGAUGGGCAAAAAUUGCAAAUAAAUUAGGUUAUCCUUCUGGUCGUAGUGUUGGAAGUAUUCUAAAAAAUCACUACGAACGUAUUUUGUAUCCAUUUGAUGUGUUUAAACAAGGAAAGACAUUGGCAGAUAUUAAAAUUGAACCAGAUUCUAAUGUAAAUGAGAAAAAAGAUAGAGAUUAUAAACCACAUGGAAUUAUAUCACGGCAACAAAUUAAACCCCCACCUGAGAAAUUUUCCCGUCGUUCUAAGAGAUUUAGUGGUCAAGAAGAAAAGCAGGAAGUAUCUAUUAAACAAGAGGAUUGUAAAGAGGAAUGUGAUUCUGACAAUGAUUGUAAAGAUGGAAUUAGAAAUAAACAAUAUGAUGAUAAAGAUAAUAGUAAAGAACUUAAAAAAUUACAGUUUUAUGGACCUGGCCCAAAAAUGGCUGGAUUUAAUACCAAAGAAGGAAAGAAAUCAAACAAAACUAGAGGUGUAAAACUUAUUUAUGAAGUUGACCCAUUGGCAAAGUAUAUUUGUCACAAUUGCGGAAGAGGUGAUAAUGAAGAAAGUAUGCUUUUAUGUGAUGGAUGUGAUGAUAGUUAUCAUACUUUUUGUCUUAUGCCACCUUUGACAGAAAUACCAAAAGGUGAUUGGAGAUGUCCAAAGUGUGUUGCUGAAGAAGUUUCCAAGCCAAUGGAAGCAUUCGGUUUUGAGCAAGCACAAAGGGAAUAUACACUUCAACAAUUUGGUGAAAUGGCUGACCAAUUUAAGAGCGACUAUUUUAACAUGCCUGUACAUAUGGUGCCAACAUCACUAGUAGAAAAAGAAUUUUGGCGAAUUGUUUCCUCAAUUGACGAAGAUGUAACAGUCGAAUAUGGCGCAGAUUUACAUACAAUGGAUCACGGGUCGGGAUUUCCAACAAAAACAAGCGUCAAUUUGUUUACAUGUGAUCAAGAAUAUGCUGAAUCUUCAUGGAAUUUGAACAAUUUACCAAUUUUACGAGGAAGUGUAUUAGGUCAUAUAAAUGCUGAUAUUAGUGGUAUGAAAGUUCCAUGGAUGUAUGUUGGAAUGUGUUUUGCAACAUUUUGUUGGCAUAAUGAGGAUCACUGGAGUUAUUCAAUCAAUUAUCUACACUGGGGAGAGCCGAAAACAUGGUAUGGUGUACCAGGUUCUGAAGCGGAACGAUUUGAACACUCAAUGAAAUCAGCUGCACCAGAAUUGUUUCAUAGUCAACCAGAUUUACUUCAUCAGUUAGUUACUAUUAUGAAUCCAAACAUUUUAACGAAUGAAGGCGUUCCAGUAUUCAGAACUGAUCAACACGCUGGAGAAUUUGUAGUGACAUUUCCGAGAGCGUAUCACGCAGGUUUUAAUCAGGGUUACAAUUUUGCUGAAGCCGUGAAUUUUGCUCCCGCUGAUUGGCUCAAAAUUGGACGAGAUUGCAUAACGCAUUAUUCAAAUUUAAGACGAUUUUGUGUAUUUUCUCAUGAUGAAUUGGUGUGUAAAAUGUCAUUGGACCCAGACUCAUUAGAUAUAGGAAUUGCAACUGCAACUUACCAUGAUAUGCUUCAAAUGGUAGAUGAUGAGAAGAAACUACGGAAGAAUCUGUUGGAGUGGGGUGUAACAGAAGCAGAACGAGAAGCAUUUGAACUUUUACCAGACGAUGAGAGACAGUGUGAAGCUUGCAAGACAACUUGUUUUUUGAGUGCAGUUACAUGUUCAUGCCAAAGUUCUCAAUUAGUUUGUUUAAGGCAUUUCACAGAUCUUUGUGAUUGUCCUCCAGAUAAGCAUACAUUACGUUAUCGCUAUACUCUAGACGAAUUACCAAUUAUGUUACAAAAAUUAAAAUUGAAAGCAGAGUCAUUUGACUCCUGGGUAACAAAAGUAAAAGAGGCAAUGGAUCCUGAUAAAAAGAGUGAUAAAAUUGAAUUAAGUGAAUUAAAAGAACUGUUAAAUGAAGCCGAAAGUAAAAAAUUUCCAGAAAGUGAAUUGCUCACAGCUUUAACAACUGCUGUACAAGAUGCUGAAAAGUGUGCAAGUGUUGCGCAACAACUUUUGAGUAAUAAACAACGUACCAGAACCAGACAAUCUGUUGAAACUAAGUACAAGCUUACAGUAGAAGAAUUAACACUUUUCUAUAAAGAAAUAACAAAUCUGUGCUGUGAACUCAAGGAGUCUGAUGGUGUAAAAUUUAUACUUGAUCAAGUAUUGCAAUUUCAAACAGAAGCAGAAGAACUAGAAUCUAAAGAGGAUGAUUGUGAUAUUGAACAGUUGGAAAAAUGUAUUGAAUUUGGAGAUUCUAUUUGUAUUGAACUACCUCAACUCACACAUUUGAGACAAAAAUUAACACAAAUACAAUGGCUUGAGGAAGUAAAGUCUGUUCAAGAAGAUCCAAAGUCAGUACAUCGUGAUGAUUUAGCAAAAUUAAUUGAGAAAGGUAUGAUAAUGCCUCCUCAUUUAAGUAUAGAAAAUACUCUCUCAGAGUUGCAAGCAUUAAUGCUUGCAAUUGAUGAUUGGGAAGAAAAAGCAAAAUUAUAUUUCCAUACAAAAAAUAGACAAACUAUUACAUCUCUCGAAGAAUUUAUUCGUGAAGCUGAUAAAGUAGAAGCUUACCUACCAAGCUUAGAUGUCCUUCAAGAUACAUUAAACAAGGCAAAAAAUUGGACAAAAAUAAUGGAAGAGAUACAAGCAAGAGAUAACUUUCCAUACUAUAAUACGCUAGAUGAUUUAAUAAAAAAAGGUAGAAAUAUUCCACUGCACCUAGAUGCUCUUCCGAUCUUAGAAUCUACUCUUUCACAAGCAAAAACCUGGAAAGAAAGGACAGCAAGAACAUUCCUAAGGAAAAAUUCACAUUAUACUUUAAUGGAAGCUUUAUCACCACGAAUUGGCGUUGGUAUACAAGCGUUAAAAGCUAAAAAGAGUAAGAAUGAAGAUUCUAUAGGACCUGUAUUUGUCUGUGAUACAAAAUUGGAUGAUUCCAAUGAUUCAGCUACCGUUGUAGCUGCGUUUAAAUUAGCUGAACAACGCGAAAUGGAAGCGAUGCGAAAUUUAAGGGAAAGAAACUUAAUGAAAACCGAAAUUGACGAUUCAAGGUAUUGUGUUUGUCGUCGACCAAGAUUCGGGCUCAUGCUUCAGUGUGAGCUUUGUAAGGAUUGGUUUCACUCAAACUGUGUACCUUUACCAAAGACAUCGUAUAAAGGAAAAUUUCCAAUGUCAAGAGAAAUUAAAUUUUUAUGUCCAUGUUGCUUACGUUCACGACGGCCACGGUUAGAAACGAUUCUUGCACUUUUAGUUAGUCUUCAAAAAAUUCCUAUUCGUUUACCAGAAGGUGAAGCAUUACAAUGUUUAACGGAACGUGCAAUGAAUUGGCAGGAUCGAGCUCGACAAGCACUAGCCACGGAUGAAAUUUCAUCUGCACUGGCAAAAUUGUCUGUAUUAUCACAAAAAUUAGUGGAAGCAGCUGCAAGAGAAAAGACAGAAAAGAUUAUUAGCAGCGAACUGAAAAAGGCAGCAAAUAAUCCUGAAUUACAUCAGAGAGUACAAGCAAUUGCCCCACUCAGUGGUGUGCAUUCAGAUGAUAGUGUAGUUAGUAUUGCGGAUGAUGAUGACGACAUUGUUACUAUAGAUGAUGAUGAACCAAGUUGUAGUACAUUCAAUAGUAACGAACAUGCGUAUUCCUAUAUAUCAAAAAUUCAACGUAAAACACAAUCAAAUGAUGCAACGGAAAUUGCGGUUGUACUUUCACAAACAGCAAGGUUACGUCUUGAAGAACUGAUGAUGGAAGGCGAUUUAUUAGAAGUUGCACUUGAUGAAACACAACACAUCUGGCGUAUACUAUGUCAUACAAAUAGUCCUAGUACAGUUCGAAAAUAUGCAUCAUACGAGGAAGUCCAAACUAAUUUGAAUCAGGAUAUAAAGGAUGUAAAAAAGCGUGGAAGGAAAAGAAAAUCCGACGAAUUUGAAUUAUUGAAAAAACUUGGAAGACAAAAAAUGGAAGAAAAGAAUUUAGCUAAGCGCAAAGCAUUGCAGAAAGAAAAAAAAUCAGCCAGUUCUCUAGUUCCAAUAAAGCGUGGACCUCGAAAGAUGAAACGUAAAGAAGGAGAAGAAGGCCCAAAGAAAAGGGGUGGUAACAGGAAAAAGACUAAACAGGAUACUUCAGACGAAGAAGAUGAUUGUGCGGCUGUUAACUGCUUACGACCUAGCGGUAGGGAAGUUGAUUGGGUACAGUGUGAUGGUGGCUGUGAAGGUUGGUUCCACAUGCAUUGUGUUGGUUUAGAUCGUACAGAAAUUGCAGAGGAGGAUGAUUACAUAUGUAGUAAUUGUAAAGAAGCAGAGCAAAACUCAACGUCAAGAGCGCCAGAUCCCCUAGCUGAAUCAUUAGGCCUGGAUGCACUUCUUUCCCUUUCUCAAUCUCAGGGAUACCAGGGCACAGAUAGUGAAGCAGACAUUCAAGAAACCACAUCCUUCGUCAAGACUUACUAGCCUACUUUACCUCGUUAGCUCUGUACAAGGCUAGGAUGUUUAUCAAUUCAAUUGGCUGGGAACUUGCAGCCCGACAAUUAAUAUCAUCUACAAUCAUCAUUCAGUCAGUUGGUACUGCAGAUUAUUGGAUGCUGUUUGAUUACUGUUGCGAGCGGAUAUUGGAGAUAAAGUAUUAUAAUGCGGUCGAAUUGCAAUCUUGACGAUUAUGAACAUUAUUUUUUUAUUUUGAUUUGGUACCCUGUAGAGAGGUAUCAACUUUUUGUAUGUAUUAUAUUGCAUUGUAUUUUAUUUUUCUAAGAUAAAACAGUUGUUUAUUAAGAAGA